This is a messenger RNA of Funneliformis caledonium, 435 nucleotides long. The record is from the annotation of a GenBank genome assembly. Lineage: Eukaryota; Fungi; Glomeromycota; Glomeromycetes; Glomerales; Glomeraceae.
AUUUGUGGAUUAAAAAAACUUAAAUUAGCUAUUAAUGAUUAUCUUCAAAAUAUUGAAAAAUGGUUAUUACAAAAAAUUGAAAAUGAAAUUAUUUGUAUAGAAUUGUUUGAAAUUGCAUAUUUGGAUAAUGAUUAUGGAAUAAUUAUUUGUAUAACAUCUGAUUAUUAUGGACAAAAUGCCUAUUCAAAAGUUUGUGUUAAAAUAUAUGAAUUAGAACAUGAUAAUCAUUACUUAACAGAUAAUGGUCUAUGCUAUGCAAAGGUUCUUCUUAUUCUUCAGCUUAAUUCAAAAAAAUUGGAUCAACAGAAUAUUGAUUUUGCAUUUAUUUAUUGGUAUAACUUUGCAUAUCCAAAUUAUAUUCAAAAGCAAUAUUUUUAUAAAUGUGCUAUUAUUAAACAUGUUGAAUAUUAUACUUUAAUUCUUAUUGCUUUAAUU